CAGUUCCCCUCCUUCCCACCACCCUCCCUUACUGUCACAGUCUCAAGCCAGAGCGGAUAACUCCUCAGAGGAUAAUGGAGGCUCCUGGAAGAAGGACCUUUGUCGCUCUGUGUUUCUACACUGCACUACUUACUCUCUCAGAAGUAAACUCAGAGUUCGUCCACGUUCCGUCCGUGCUCAAUGGCGUCAAAGGGAAGUCCCUCCUUCUCUCUGUGGAGACUCACUUUCAAAAUGAGGAUGUUGAGAUCCAGGGCAGCUGGUACCAGACCCGGCCGGGGGGCCCCAAAACCCUCCUGGUGACCUUCCACAACCAUUCAGCCAUCAUGGUGGCCUCCAUGAGACACAGGAACCGCUUCUUUUUCCAGCCCCCCAACGCCUCUCUCCUGAUCCCCAGGCUGGACGAGGCAGCGGAGGGGGGCUAUCACCUGGACCUGGACAUUCACUUCCCCCAGAGACAGGAGUUCGUCAGGGUCGAGAGGACCAUUCAUGUCACCGUAGAUGUACCUGUGUCCACUCCUGUUAUCAGGAAGAGCCCAUCUUCUACAGUUGUUGAGGACAAGGAGAACGUGACGUGGACCUGCUGGGUGGAGAACGGAACCAGGGUCCAGUACCAGUGGCUGAGGAAUAACAUGCCCCUAGAUACUAGUGAUUGCCAUCAGUUCUCCCAGGAUAACUCUACUCUGGUGAUAAGUCCUGUGAGGAAGAAGGACAUUGGACAGUACCGCUGCCUGGCCAAGAACCACAUCAGCCAGAGACAGAGCCACACCCUGGACCUUAAUGUAUUCUAUGGUCCUUACAACCUGGCUGUAAAGUCUGACCAUGGCCUGAGGACCGGGGAGGUCUUCACAGUGAACCCUGGUGAGCUGGUGUUCUUCGACUGUCAGGCCGACUCCAACCCUCCCAACAGCUGUAUGUGGAUCUCUAAGACCAACAACGCUACUGAGGUCAUCACUGUGGGACUGCGCCUGGAGGUCACCUCAUACAAGCUGGCCCAGGCCGAGGAGUUCCUGUGCAGGGCGUUUAACAAUGUGACCCAGAAGCAGGACGAGACCCAGUUCACCCUGGUGGUGGCCAGCCUGGGGACAGGAAAGGAGAGAUAUGUCCAGGAGAGCAACUCAUUCUCUCCUCUGGCUGCCAUCACUCUGUCCUGUCUGUUGAUUACUGGCUGUAUGUUACUAGCCUACUUCAUAAAGACCUGUCAUCAUCCCAAGAGAGUUCUCAUGAACAUCUAUAACAGACCUUUGACAGAACCGAAGCGCCCACACUGUUCAGGUCAUGAGGAUGCAACGGAAGACUUUGGCAUCUAUGAGUUUGUCUCUAUACCUGGGAAAAUGGAAUCUACACAGGCAUCCAGCAGAUCUCUGGCACACCUAGAGUCUGUCCAGGAUUUGCAUACCACCAUCUAUGAUGUCAUUCGGCACAUCCCUGAAACUCCCACGCUGGCUAACCAGAGUCUGCUGUUGAAGCAGUGUGAAGCCUAACUAGAGACCAGAAUAUUAUUAAAGAUACUUUCUGAGUCCCCAAGUGGAACCAUAUUCUCUGUAUGAUGCACCAUUUUUGACCAAAGCCCUAUUUCUACAUAGGGAAUAGGGUGCCAUUUGGGAUACAGACCCAGUCUGUGAACAUUCUGUAAAUGAACUCCAGUGAGGUUUUCAUCCAGUGAGGUUUUCCUCCUCCUCCUUUCCUCCUGACAUCUGAAAUCCCAUGGACAUUAUUCAUCAAUGGAUGAAUCCAAACAGCUUUAAUGUGGGAAUAAGAUAUACUGUAUUGAUCUACUGGAAUCUAAGAUAUCUCUGCUAGUGAACUUGUUAUCUGAUCGAAUGACUGUGUUACUAAUCCUGUCAGCCAUUAAUUUACACUACAGGAACAUAUGGUACAGUUCCCACAUCUUACUUACUAUUUUCAAAUAUUGUAUUAAUUUAAUUUAAAGUACAAGGGUUUUCUUUGAGAUCUCAUGAAUAUAUUUUUCUCUUGUGCUAUUUCAAGCUCUCUCUGGAAGUGGGCAAGUAUAUUUGGAUGAAUUAAUUAUCACAUGCAAGUGAGAUACUGUCUGAUGGCUGUGUUGUCAAACAUUAUUUUUUAGCAUGUAAAUACAUCUCUUCUACACUGCAUGCAAUUACUUUAUUUUUUUUUCAAGAAAUGACAUUUUGUUUUACUGAAUAAGUCCUAUUUAUUUCCAAGUAAAUGGUUGAUGGUCCUCUCUUGCUGAUGUAGCAUUUUUUAUCUCGACAUUGUCAAAUACACUCCACCGGGGGUUGAAAUGCCAGAUGUGCUGUUGCCUGUCUGUAAAGUAUCGUACAGUUUCCAGAGACAGAUAUGUGCUUUUUGGAUUUUAAUAAAGAUUUAUAACAAUUUGA
This is a messenger RNA of Salvelinus fontinalis (brook trout), 2357 nucleotides long. RefSeq names its product HEPACAM family member 2-like. NCBI's taxonomy places the organism in Eukaryota, Metazoa, Chordata, Actinopteri, Salmoniformes, Salmonidae. The transcript is spliced from 9 exons. Bases 75 to 1481 code for a protein of 468 amino acids. The record is from RefSeq and is a predicted model, not a curated record.